Messenger RNA from Eruca vesicaria subsp. sativa (arugula), 309 nucleotides. Lineage: Eukaryota; Viridiplantae; Streptophyta; Magnoliopsida; Brassicales; Brassicaceae. The record is from the annotation of a GenBank genome assembly.
AUGCUUGUGUCUGCAGAAGACACAGACGAAGCAGAAGUAGAAGCCGAAGCAGGAGCAGGAGAUCCCGCAGGCAUGGUUCAAGAUCACGGUCUAGGUCCCCGUCAAGGUCACUAUCACGCUCUCCUAAACGCUCUCGCAGACGCUCUUCCUCGUAUUCGAGGUCUCCCAGGCGAAGAAGCAGGACAAGGCACUGAACUAAGAAGGAAAGAGAUAAAAGAGGGUAACACUAUUAUUGUUGAAGCCAAAAGACUAUAUGUUGCCUCUUUUCCUUUAUUUUAUAUACUAUUUGUUAUGUAUGUUUUUUUCUGA